AUGUACAACUCGGCGCUUUGGAAGGCGCUGAGCGCCGUGCUGCUAUGUGUUCUGUUGAUACAGCUGUUCAGCAUUCGAUCGUGGACUGAAUUCCCCGAGCGCAUCUUUCAGAACCCUCCGCCGUCGAGUACCGAAUCGACACCUGCUGCAGACAACAAAGUGCCAGAAACCGAACUCGAGGUCGAGACGUCACCCGAACCCAAAGUCGAAUCUUGGAGCUACGAGUGGGAACGUGAUCGCAACAACCAUGGACUCACCAAGGAACAAUGCGACAUUGCCUUCCCCGAGCUCUACAACGAAAUCGAUCGAGCGGUGGAAUAUUGGAAAGACAGGAAGAUCACUCCACAGAGCAUAGACUUGGUGGACGGAAACGAUGGAGGUGUCCGAGUCCUUAUUCACGAUCAACAGCUUCGCAUCAUCAACACACGAGGAUUGUUCAGGAAGGAUUUUCGGCAUAGAAUCAUAGCGGUACUUCAGCAGCUUCUGAGAGCUUUGACAGCGGCAGAAUCGGCCAACGAACCUAUCCCCGACGUCGAAAUGACCAUCAUCGUAGACGACAAGCCUGUACUUGAUCCCGCGAAAUCCAGCCCACUCUGGGCGUUUACAAGAGCAUAUGCAGAUCCAAAACAUGACGACCUUUGGCUGACGCCUGAUUUCCAUUUCUGGGCGAACCCUCCGGAAAACGAAGGGUUUCGGCAAAUGCAGGAGAGGGCCAGGAAACAUGAUGGGCCCCUCAAUAGAAAGAUUCCAAAACUCGCAUGGCGCGGUGUCUCGUGGACAAACCCUGAGAUCAGGAAGCCGUUGCUCAAUGUGACGGAUGGCAAGAAAUGGGCAGACGUGGUGGAGAUGAAUUGGGAUGUUCCUCAGGACAUUCUGCCCAUGGACGCGUUUUGCAAAUACCGAUACGUCGUCAAUACCGAGGGACGUUCAUGGUCCGCUCGAAUGACCCACCUCCUCAACUGCGACUCCUUACUGUUUGUUCACGAUGUCGAAUGGAUCGCCCACUACUAUCACUUACUCGACACGGACAUGAACUGUGUCAGGGUCGAACGAGACUUUGCAGACCUGGAGGAGAAGAUUCAAUACUUCAGCAACCACACUCAAGAAGCGCAGAUCAUCGCCAACACGGCAAAGAUAACAUUUCGAGAAAGGUAUACGACACCAGCAGCGACGGCAUGCUACUGGAGAAAGCUUCUCCGUUCUUGGGCCACAGUCUCCUUUACGCCAGCCACCAAAGUAGUGAUGAAGGGCAAGAAUAAGCAAAAGGUGGAGAGACCUCGUGGGGUUUCUUUCGAAGAGUUUAUUGUUCACGACAACACACAGGACUACCCGUACAAAGUUGAACAGCACCCUUGA
This is a messenger RNA of Zasmidium cellare ATCC 36951, 1356 nucleotides long. RefSeq lists its product as uncharacterized. The transcript has 3 exons. The record is from RefSeq and is a predicted model, not a curated record. Bases 1 to 1356 code for a protein of 451 amino acids. Lineage: Eukaryota; Fungi; Ascomycota; Dothideomycetes; Mycosphaerellales; Mycosphaerellaceae.